GACGGUCUGAGAUAUCACCGCCAAGCUGGGAACCGGGGAGAUGGCCGAGACUGACCCCAAGACUGUGCAGGAUCUCACCUCCGUGGUGCAGACACUCCUGCAACAGAUGCAAGAUAAACUUCAGACCAUGUCCGACCAGAUCAUUGGAAGAAUCGAUGACAUGAGUAGUCGCAUUGAUGACCUGGAGAAAAACAUCGCAGACCUUAUGACACAGGCUGGCGUGGAAGAACUGGAAGGGGAAAACAAGAUACCUGCUACACAAAAGAGUUGAAGGUUGCUAAUUUACACUGGAAUCUGGAACAUUGUUUUUAUAAGCCAAGAAAAGACCAGAUGGCUUUUUGCAACUAAUUGCUAUGUGUAGACAGGGUUUAUGUUGUAAAGCGUGCAUUCUUCUUAUCACUUACUAUAUAUUUAGUCGGUAGAGUGGUCCCCCUCCCCCCUUUCUUGAACAUGAUAACUUAACACCUCAGAUCUUGGUCAGUUGUGCUAUUAAAUAUUAAACACUAAAACUUUGGCGGUUCUUCCAUAAAAUUGUCAAAUUUUUUAGUGUAUUUUUGUGAAGUCAUUUUUUUCUAUCAUUCUUUUUGUAGUAGUUGCUGUUUGAUAAGAGUUGCUGUGUAAUUUUUUUCUAUUAGACAUAUAGUCGGUUAUUCCUUUAUAGUUAGACUUUGUAAAGUAAGACAUUUAUAGAGUUUGGGGUUCUUUGACUUUCAACAGUGUGAUGAACUAACACCAAAUAAUGUGUUGGUAAUACUUUUCCAGUAGUUGAGAACAUUUAAAAAUUGUUUAUUCAGAAAUACCUGGCACUACUUGUUGCCAAAACUCAGACUUGAACCAUGAUUUUGUCUAAGUCUUUGAGGUCAGAUGCUGAAGUAAUGAACAGUAACCACUGCCACUUUAGCGUGAGAAUUUUUAAAUAUGGAAAAUGAUAGAAUUGCCUAAUGUAAUGAGGCAUUCAUCAGUUAGAGUUCUGCAUGAGAUUUGAAUACUUGAGUAGGACCUUACAUUGUUCAUCUACAAUAGUUACCCUACAAAAUGUGGCAGGAUUUUAAAACUCAGUUGCUCCAUCUGUUCUGCGAAUUACUGAUUGGAAAAAAGGAACAGAAAAGGAAAAGAGACUAUGCCAGUUGCUUCACUAGAAAAUAAUAAGAGACUUGUGAUAGGCUCAAGUUUUUUAAGAAAUACUGUUUCUUUAAACUACUACUUACCUAAACUGCAGAGUAAUGGUUUUAUUAUUCAUGAUAGAAGAAAGGGAUAACUCUUGCAACUCAAAAAUGUAGUGUCGGGAAUGCUAAGCCUAAAGGCCAGUAUUGACUGGAGGAGAUCCAUGUGAUUGUCACAGCAAAGUGUUCAUAGAAAAAAGUGAAAAAUGGACUUUUUCGGUGACUGUUAGAUUUGCGCUUAAUGAUUUUUUUUUGUUUCCUAUAUCACUAGAUUCGAUUGUAUUGCAAAUAUAUAAUAAUAUUAAAUAAUUUUUCCUAUUUAUAAAUUAUAUGGAAAA
Messenger RNA from Pipistrellus kuhlii (Kuhl's pipistrelle), 1501 nucleotides. Its product is annotated as heat shock factor-binding protein 1-like. Gene Ontology annotation, molecular function: transcription corepressor activity. Lineage: Eukaryota; Metazoa; Chordata; Mammalia; Chiroptera; Vespertilionidae. Gene Ontology annotation, cellular component: nucleus; cytosol. The record is from RefSeq and is a predicted model, not a curated record. Bases 41 to 271 code for a protein of 76 amino acids. The transcript has a single exon. Gene Ontology annotation, biological process: cellular heat acclimation.